UACACACUAACAGGGCCGCCAUUGUGUAGUAACUGUCCCCCUAGUGACUUAAUCGGAAAGCGUGUCCCUAAAUAAACUGUCGAGUAGCCUAUCUGUGUUCCUAGGUAGUAUUUACUGGGUACCCAUGGGAUUGGCGAUUCUUUGUGGUGUGAUUGUUGUGAAACCCAGUUGCUGAUUCAUCAGAAUAUGGCGGGGCCAUUCGGUUCGUGCUGAGUCAUCACAUUGCACUGCGUCACAAUAUCGAACAGAAACGAAGUCCACAGGCGCAAAAUACGCAACGAGCCGAGAACUGCCGAGUCGCAUUUUUACUACGUAGAAACAAAUCUACAAGUUUUCACACGGACUUUGAAUCUAGAAGUUGGAUAUUAUUUCAGUGAAUUAUUCUAAGGAAUACAUUUAAAACAUCUGUGAAGUCUGUUUGGAAAGAAAGUGAAGAAAAUGAGUAAAAAGAUUUUCAUGUCACUGGUCAAGUCGGAGAGUGAGCGGGCCAACAGGGUGCCGGUGGUGGUGUCCCACAAUUCCCAGUUAACGGAUGAUGAGUUGGUUGCCAUGACGGUCAAAGAGCUGAAUAGAAUAUUGAAGGGGAUGCCGCGGGAGGAGGUGGUGAAACUCAAACAGCGGAGACGAACUCUUAAAAAUCGUGGUUAUGCUGCAAAUUGUCGAGAGAAGAGGUUAUCGCAGAAGGAGGAGCUUGAGUAUGAGAAGGACCACCUCCGCGCUGAAGUGCACAGGUUGAGGCGGGAAAACGAAGGCGUCAAAACAGAGCUUGGGUCGCUCAAGGACAAAUAUGAUGCUCUUCAGAGGUUUGCCGAAGCUAACCGCAUCAAAGUGCUAACGCCACCCCUCAUGUUCAGCCCUCCUCAUCAUCAUCACAUGGACAGCAUGAUGGUCAAGUCAGAACCAUCGCAGGCGUAGCUUCCGCUGUGUCCGACUCAAUGUGUCCGUGCUGGAUUUAUUUAUUUGUAAACGUAUGUUUUUGAACGUUUGACUUUGUAUAGUGAUAAAUGGUAUGUUGUCCGUCUGUGUGUAUACUUAUAAUGAAACUGUGUCAAAUACGUGAAUCAAUGGAAAUAUUCGCUCAGUGAAGGACAGGACUGAUACACACAGUGUGUUCAAUUUAUUGGAUCGGUAAUGCCGAGGUUUAAUCCUUUGUCAAGUACCCUGUCUAGUCAAGACAGGGCAGCUAUCAACAUGUACACUAGCAUAGAGUAAUAAGAAACAAUUUAGUGUUCCAAUCAGCUGGAAAUCUGAACAAGAUAAACUUUAAAAAGUAAUUACUCACAAAAUUAUCAUGUGCUAAAUUUUCUAUUUACUUGGCAAAGGCUUACAUUUCUCAAAAUUAACGAAAAGAUGUUAGAUGCUAAAAUAUGAGGCGUACGGUGCUGUAGAGUAGACGAUUUUUAUACGACUGGUCAUAUCAUUGAAACAGAUUUUAUAUUUUGAUACCAAUAGCGUGUUCACCCUUUAACUAUGGUUGUGUAUUUUGAUUGUUUUGAUGUGGAGGGGCGUGGCCAAACGUGGUAAGCAUGGCCCCGCCCACUCGCCAAAGUUCCAAAACGUCAGGCAGUGCGGUUCCAGCUGUUUGUAUCAUGUUUCAUCUUCAUAGGAACACGUUUGUCAUCCGCAUCAUUAGGAUUGAUAUUGAUUUCGUAGGAUUUGUGAAAUGUCAAGAUAUGGGAAAUCCAGUCCAUUUGUCCACAUCGAAUGCCUAUUUUUUUGACAAAUUGUAUAUAUGAUCAUCAUUCCAUCAAGUUUACAUGUACUAUUGAUACGUAAGACUUUCACACUACAUUUACUUCCUGUCUACCCCUAUAACAUAUUGGACUUUUUAUUUAUGUAAAAUGAUCAAAGAAAGACAUACUUUAACAUGUUCGCCAAAAGUUUAAUUUUGGAAAGACGACAGUUUUGGAACUUGUCGAUAUUUGGAAUACGAUCGAUACCUUUCAUAGCUUUGGACAAACAAAUAUGUCUCUUUUUCUUAUCUUACAAUUUGCAUAUUCUUGCCAAAAAUAACCCAAAAUAUAAUUUAAAGCAUGCCGACGACAUUGGCCCUCCUAAUAAAUAAAACGCUUUUCGUUUUGUCAGUAUCUGAAACAUAAUUCUAAAGAGUGUGACAGAAAACGUGACCUGGUGUGAUUCCGUGUACAGUGUUAGAUGUUUUUAUUGCUUAAACUAGACAGGUUUUCUGUCAAUGUGGGGCAGUGUUGUGUAUGAAUUGUUGUAAGAGCUAUUUGGGCGUGUCCUCGUUGACACAAGGGUUUUAUUUUUGCCGGAUAUGAACAUUCCAGUUAAUAAAACGUGUAUGUCGACGGUAUUUGUAUAUCGUCCGGAAGUAACGUGAAAAUACUUCACACGAAAGAAAUGUUUUAAGUGAAGUUUGUUGGGGCAUGUUUCGGAAAUUUUCAAAAGAAACAGUUAUUUAAGAGGUGAUCUCUGAUUGCCCCCACCACUAUUUCCCCUGACCCUAGACACCACUAUUUCCCCUCAGCUGGUUGUUAUUUUGGACACCACUAUUUCCCCUGACCCUAGACACCACUAUUUCCCCUCAGCUGGUUGUUAUUUUGGACACCACUAUUUCCCCUGACCCUAGACACCACUAUUUCCCCUGACCCUAGACACCACUAUUUCCCCUGACCCUAGACACCACUAUUUCCCCUGACCCUAGACACCACUAUUUCCCCUCAGCUGGUUGUUAUUUUGGAUGCCAAAUUCACGUUGAUGUACGUUUUUCUGUGUUUGGUUUAUCCGUUGUCGUAAUUAUUAAUUUCAAGAUACGUAUUCCCAUUAUCAUUCCUGUUUCGUUAUAUUUGUGUGAGUCUUCAGACAAACGCCUCUGCUAGACAGUGUGCUGCAGGCUAGGAUGCCAAAACACAGUAUGAAUCAUCACAGUGCCUCGUCCUUUGUUUGGUGCCGGCAGGCAGGCGAUAGACACUAACUCCAGAUCAUUCUUCGUCAUCAUACAGUGACCAGUCGAUCCUAUAUGAGACUGAUACAAUUAUUACGUUUAUUAUUGUUUUUGAUUACAUUUUGCCGUCCAUUUUUCAUUAAGACUUAGUUAUGAUACUAACAUUAUUUAGUUACUAACAACCCCUCCCAAUGUUUUGGACAAUACUGUUGAAUUGCAAUUGCAUAAUGGUAGAUUUGAGUUGUGUGUUUUGAGACUAGCGACUGCUGUCUGCUGUCGGCCCAUUGUUUAGCGAAUGGUAUCGAUUUUGGCGGUGGAUGAUGUCAGACCCCUAUGAUAGAUGGGAGUGUAGAGAGAGGAAUGUACUACUACAUACCACACGACCAAAUAUUACACGCUUUGUUGGGUUUAUACAUACAUCUAAGACAGGUAACCUGCUAGGCGUAUACACACAACAGGUAGACCAGUAUGGCUGGGAUAUACAGCUGAAUCAGCCAUUCUUAUUUAUAACGACACAAUCGAGCUUUUGUGACGAAUCUGUCCGCUCAGCGAAAAACUUGAUUCCGACAACGAUGCGGAAAUGGUUAUAGAUCUAGAUGUGAGAUGGAGCGCGGAGUAUGGUAUAUCGUGUCUACAAGGGAGAUAAUCCACACUUGGGGCAGACAGUAGUACGGAGAUAUAGGUCUUGUUCAUUGGGUUAGGAUAGUAGCAGGUUGGCGACACACACAGGGCUUUUGCUGUUAUUUAAGUUUUUUUUUUAAAGAGACAUUACGAGCCUUUGUUGUGACCAAUUCACAUCUAGAAAUAUCCCUUUUCUUUCUCGGAGAUUGUUUUUAUUAAGAAAAAUAUCUAUUUGGAGUGUGCUUUUGUUAAAUAUUGAGAUCGCUGAUCGUGAACGAUGAGAUAGAUGAUCUUGAGUUAUAAAAUUGCUGAUUAUGAAGAUUUACACAGGUUUUGUUGGAGGGCCAUCUUGUUACAGGGUUCUGUGUGUUGGCAGACAUUCCAUUUAGAUAUUUAUGAUGUUUUUGACACGUUGAUUUUUUUUCUUAACGACUGAAUUAUACGGGAUUGUUUCCAGAAAGAAACUUUGUUAUUAUUUGAUGAUAGUGCUUGUAUUACUGUAGUAUAUUAUAUACAUAUAGAUAUAUUUACGUGUAGCCGUGUUUGUCUCUGUUAUGUUUUAUCUCGCUGUAAAUAUUUCAGAAUAUAUUAUCCCAGGACUAUUUCGACAAUGUAGCAAUGGUCUGGUGUUGAUUUUUGUUUGGGUAAAAUCUUUGAGCAAUCACUGGGCAGUUCCCUUUACCAUUUAUAUUGAUUGGUCGUGUUGUUAAUUGUGGGUUUUUUUCGUACUCCAUACAUAUGUAUAUCCUAGACCCCCCCCCCCCCCCCCCCCCCCCCCCUAACCAGCGAGUUUACUGUGACAGAUGUUUGGUAUCUUUUUUUUUUAUUAUCCGCCUUUUGAAAUCGAGCUAUUGUUGCAUUUAUUUAGAUAUUAACGUCCAUUGUGAUUGCGGACGCGUCAAAUAUUUCUAAAAAAAAAGUUACGAAUUUGUUGAAAUCCAAACCCUUUGGUGAUUGGCCCGUGGUUACUCAACGAUAAAGUUUCAACUAAGAACGUCAGGCGGGUGUAUUUUGAAGACUAUUUUAUUUGGCGGUAGCUAUUGGCCAUUUAAUCAUAUAAUAAGGCACCCAUUCACAGAUAAAAUUACCGUGCUGGUGACGAGUCCAUUUAUUUAUAGUACUGGAGAAGAAAAACAAAUUAAGUUAUAUUCUGCUGAUCACAGGUGUAUAUUUGUUUGACAUGUAACGUACGUGAAUGGAAUGUAUGGUGCAAUAGACUUGUAUGUCGAUGGGACGGAGGUUUCUUAAGGCAGCUCUUGUUAACACGUGUAGACAAGCUUGAUUAGUGCUGUGUGUGUUACAGACAGUGGUUACGUACUACAUUGUAUUUCAUUAAUACAAAAUCAUUUUUUGUUCUUUUUAUGUGAUAUUAUUUAUAUAUGUAAAUAUCCUAGACGUAGAAAAUAAUUUGUCAAAAUUGUUUGGUUUUGUUUGUAGUUUUAUGCAAACGUUUCUAUUCUGACUUGUGUCGCCUUAACUCGAACGAUCCAAAAGAAAAGAUGACCCGUCAUUGGAUAACACACGUAACGUGAUGCCUGUGAUAUUUGUUAGGUAUUUCGCUGUAAACUGGUUUUGAAAUUCGAAAUAUUUAUGGUAUUUUCCUCGUUUUAAGAGUUUUAUCAGUUCGAGUUAAGGAUGAACAAGUGUCACAUGGUCUAUUAUUUGUACGACUAAUCAAACGGGAAUCCAGUAAUAUUGCUCAGAUCACAAAUCCCAUGUAUCGGUACAUCAGUAUAUACAAACACCGAUGUUAGAAGCCAGUUUAGAUUCACUUGAUUUGGAACAGAUACACAAAACUGGACACCAAAUGGUGUAUUAUAUUGACGAAGGCAACAGAACUAGGAAUUUCUCCUAUUCAACUUUGCAGACUUAUUUUCACUGGCCUCUGAUGGAGUGUAAAUAGGCUCGUCUCGCUAUAUCAUUGUCAUUAAAGUCUGAGACUCGAGGAUCAUAGGAUGGGCGCUAAUACGUCCAACAGUAGGAGAGAAUGUAAUUUAUGUCUGUGUGCAAAAGAUUAGAGUCCUCUUACACAUUACUCAUUUGUAUCAUUUUCAUUCAAUAAAAGUUUGAAAACUAAA
This is a messenger RNA of Pecten maximus, 5604 nucleotides long. RefSeq names its product transcription factor MafK-like. The record is from RefSeq and is a predicted model, not a curated record. Gene Ontology annotation, cellular component: nucleus. Gene Ontology annotation, molecular function: DNA-binding transcription factor activity, RNA polymerase II-specific; RNA polymerase II cis-regulatory region sequence-specific DNA binding. The transcript is spliced from 2 exons. NCBI's taxonomy places the organism in Eukaryota, Metazoa, Mollusca, Bivalvia, Pectinida, Pectinidae. Bases 439 to 915 code for a protein of 158 amino acids. Gene Ontology annotation, biological process: regulation of transcription by RNA polymerase II.